GGCCCUUAUAUAUCCCCUCCACCAUUCUACAUCCGAACUUGCGAGACUCGCGACCAUGAAGUGGCUUACCUUUCUUCUCGUAACCCUGAACAUAGGGAUCGGAACAUCCUCAAUCAUCUCCUUCUCCCCCCCAACAAACCCAUCCAUCAUCUACAGCCUCACCAUCCCCAACACCACCACCCUCUCCACCCCCGGCCCCAUCUACCUCCAAAUCACCGCCCCCACCACCCUCCAAUGGAUCGGUCUCGGCCAAGGCGCCCAAAUGACCGGCGCCAACAUGUUCCUCCUGUAUACCUCCUCCGCAUCGAAAAUCACCCUCUCCCCCCGUUCGGGCCUCGGCCACUUCGAACCCCAAUAUACGUCCUCCACUCAACUGACCCUCCUCCCGGGGACGGGCAUCACCAACAAUGGGAAUGGGAAUGGUUCCACCAUGACGGCCAACCUCCGCUGCGAUAACUGUCUCACCUGGCAGGAUGGCACGGGACGCAUGUCGCCCCUCGAUCCGGACUUUCCGUUCAUCUGGGCGUAUAAGGUCGGGGUACCGAUUAACUCGGCCGCGUUGGAUGCCGACCUCUCGAUCCACGACGAGAUGGGUCAAGUUCGGGUGGAUUUAACCAAGGCUGCACUCCCGGAUACCUUCUACACAUCAUCAUCAUCAUUAGGAUGGAAUGAAAGUGGUAGUAGUAGUAGCAGCAACCUCAGCACCCUCACGAACCCAUUCGCAUCCUAUAACCCAUCCACGGACUCGAUCUCCGCCCUAUCGACCCCGACACCCACCGGGCCCCAUAUUCCAAAGAAUAUGAAACAGGUGCUCAUCGCACACGCCACGCUCAUGGCUCUGGCAUUUGCAAUCCUGUUCCCGAUGGGGGGGAUGAUCAUGCCACUCCCCGUGUCUCUCCCCGUGCAAAAAAUCACUCUCCAUCGGAUCACCCAACUCCUGACCCUAUCCAUUACAUUGGCGGGUUUCGGAGCGGGGGUGUAUAUCGCCCACGCCGCAAACCAACUGCGCAACCCGCAUCCCAUUAUCGGGAUGAUUGUCGUGGGAGUCCUUGUCCUCGUGCAGCCAAUUCUGGGAAUCCUCCAGCAUCGGAAUUUCAAGAAGGGGAACACGGGGGGGCCGUUCGGGGUAUGUCAUCGGUGGGUGGGCCGGGGGGCCAUGGUAUUGGGCAUGGUGAAUGGGGGCUUGGGGUUUCGGUUGGCCGGGGUCGGGGGGGUGUUUGCCCCGAAAGGCGCGGUGGUGGGGUAUGCGGUGGUGGUGGGGGGGGUGGGGAUUUUGUAUUUGGGGGUGUUGCUGUGGGAUUGGGGGGUGAAGGGGAGGAGGGAUGAGGAGAGGGAGGGAGGGGUUGGUGGUGAAGGGGAAAGGGAUGGUGGUGGUGGUAAAGGGGAGGAGGGUGUUGGGGAGAAGCCAGGAGUGGUCAUGGAGGAGAGGUGA
Molecule: messenger RNA, 1432 nt
Organism: Aspergillus ibericus CBS 121593
Lineage: Eukaryota; Fungi; Ascomycota; Eurotiomycetes; Eurotiales; Aspergillaceae
Product: cytochrome and DOMON domain-containing protein
Exons: 2
Coding region: 56-1432 (458 amino acids)
Source: RefSeq, a predicted model, not a curated record